Messenger RNA from Branchiostoma belcheri (Belcher's lancelet), 1251 nucleotides. RefSeq names its product plasminogen-like. NCBI's taxonomy places the organism in Eukaryota, Metazoa, Chordata, Leptocardii, Amphioxiformes, Branchiostomatidae. The record is from RefSeq and is a predicted model, not a curated record. The transcript is spliced from 7 exons. Bases 1 to 1251 code for a protein of 416 amino acids. Gene Ontology annotation, molecular function: endopeptidase activity; signaling receptor binding.
AUGCGGAGGACUCCGGGAUACUGCUGGGACAUGCUCGUCCGGACUGUCGUGUGUAAAGAAACCAUCUACGAACAGCUGGUUGAGAAAAUUUGGGACGGGAACCUGCCGAGGUGCGACAAAGGCUACGCGUGGAAGGACAAGAAAUGUAUCCCAAUGGACCAGUGCCGAUCAAUCACGACUAAAGAGGAAUGUUGUUCUCUCUCUCUUCAUCACCCAGAAAGUUGCCGUGUGGGAGAUGGGGCGUCCUACCGAGGAACCGUCUCCGUGACCAGAACAGGCAAGACGUGUCAGCGCUGGGACAGUCAGACACCACAUAGCCACACCAGGACACCCGAGAACUUCCCAUCAUCCGGACUGGAGCAGAACUACUGCCGGAAUCCGGACGGCGAUCCCGAAGGACUUUGGUGCUACACCACGGACCCCGGCUCGAGAUGGGAGUAUUGUAACGUACCGCCGUGUGUGGCAAACUGCCCCGCCAACAGCCACUGGUUACAGCACGGUUCAGCCUGUCGGCCAUCUUGCGACGACCCUUCUCCGAAGUGCACCAAGGGCACCAGGACGAACGUACCGGCCGGAUGUCACUGUGAGACUGGACAUGUGUGGGAGGGCGAUGUCUGUGUUCCCCUCUCAGACUGCCCGGCUAGGAGCUGUCAACAAGGUGGCAAAACUUACCAACUCGGUGAGACCUGGGCCCGGCAGGACGUUCCCGGUACCACGUGCAGCUGCUCACAAAACGGGACAGUCCACUGUGAGCGGAAGAAGUGUCCACAUGGGGAGCUCAUCGGGAAGGACGGGAUGUGGACAUGCAAAAAACCCGGAAAGGUGGUGUGUCCAAAAGGCUAUAGCAAACCUCGAGCUCACGGGCGCGAUAGGCGGUUUCUCUGUUACCGUUUCGAGAAAAGACCCACAACGUACAGACAGGCUACCGACACCUGCCGAGCCGAGGGAGGGCGACUGGUCACUACAAGGGACAAGAAGAGUCGAGAUCAAGUACUGAUCAGAUUUCGCAAGACUCGGCAGAGCACCGUGUGGAUCGGCCUGAGUGACCAGGAGACGGAAGAGAAGCUGAUGUGGAGCGACGGAGUGCCGUACAGCGUCAACAGCUGGUACAUGCGGUCCUCCAACACUCCGGACAACGACUGUGCCUACGUGAGCCGUCUGCACGGGUACAAGUGGCUGCUGGGAGAGUGUAGCUCCAAGCGUGCGUUCUUGUGUGAACUCGACCUGUUCGCCACCAGUCGUGAGGACUGA